CACAGCACUACUUCUCAUAAGUUCUUAAGAAAUUUGGGUUUUCUUAAGACUAAAAUAUGGUACAGAGAUCAUCUUCUCUUCUCAAAGCUAUGUUCAUUGCUCUACUUGUUCUUGCGGCUGCCAACUCCAUAAAAUGUCAAGUGAAAGGCGCAGAGAUAUAUGAGAUCGACUACAAAGGGCCAGAAACACAUUCAUUUUGGCCUCCACCGAGAUCCUCUCGCUCAGGUCCAAGGUUGAGGCCACUGAAAGAUAGAGCUGAUAGAGUGAGGAAACCUGGUCAUGGAUUACAGCAAAAGCGAAGCAAUUGCAGGAAAGCUUUUAUGUGUGGUUAGCUGAAGUUUAUACAGUAUUAUAUACUACCAUGUAGAGAGAAUCCAGUGCAUUAAGAUCUUCAAAGUGUGGCUGGAAUCAUAAAAUCUAUGGUAACAUGCAGAAGUUUGAAUGAUUAAAAUAGUAGCAUAAGCUGAAUCAGAAUGAUGUAAAACCUGGUCCAGAUUAGAAGAAGAGCGGAUCAAGAAAACACUUAAAUUGAAUGCUAAUAACUGUAAGGAAUUAUCAAGUAUUGGAUCUAAUAAAGCACAAGCUGAAUAUAAUCCAUUCAUGAUGAGAGUUUAGCAUCAGAAAUCUACAUUCACCUGUUAUCAGAAAUCUACAUCAGUGCUGCAAUUGCAUGCAUUUGUUUGCAGAAAGAAAUAUCUAUUUCAGUUCAAGUCA
Dendrobium catenatum is the source of this 714-nucleotide messenger RNA. RefSeq lists its product as uncharacterized. The transcript is spliced from 4 exons. Lineage: Eukaryota; Viridiplantae; Streptophyta; Magnoliopsida; Asparagales; Orchidaceae. Bases 57 to 332 code for a protein of 91 amino acids. The record is from RefSeq and is a predicted model, not a curated record.